Molecule: messenger RNA, 363 nt
Organism: Gloeophyllum trabeum ATCC 11539
Lineage: Eukaryota; Fungi; Basidiomycota; Agaricomycetes; Gloeophyllales; Gloeophyllaceae
Product: MFS general substrate transporter
Exons: 4
Biological process (GO): transmembrane transport
Cellular component (GO): membrane
Molecular function (GO): transmembrane transporter activity
Source: RefSeq, a predicted model, not a curated record
CUCGCGCUACAAUCGCCAGCGCGAAAGAAGUGUCUCCUGGCAAUUUUCUGUUUCGCCCAGUUCUUGGACACUUUCAACAAUUCUGCUUUAUUUGCGGCAAUCCCACCUAUCUCAGCGGCCUUGGGGAUAUCCAACAGCAACUCCGUAUGGCUCCUAAGCGCUUACCAGCUAACAUUUGCCGCUCUUCUUCUUAUAAGUGGACGGUUAAGCGACCUCUAUAACCCCAAGAUCGUUUUCAUUGCCGGUGCUGCACCUAUGAGCUUUUUCGCACUUGGUGCAGGCUUUGUGCGCUCUCAAGUGCCUUUGAUUGUACUAAGAGCUUUCAUGGGUGUCGGUGCUGCGCUCACGGUCCCGUCCGCAUUA